UAUUUUUAGUUCAAAACUCAGUCACUAGGAGUAACAAAACAGUGACAAGCAGUCCAGUGCGGUAUCCAUUCGUAAUUCUAGGUUUAUGAUGUCUGAAUUUACAAAGGAAGAGCUUGAAUUGUCACCUUGUAAAUAUGAAUAUUUGGACCACACCGCUGAUGUUCAGAUCCACGCGUGGGGCGACUCGCUGCGAGAGGCGUUCGAGCAGUGUGCGACCGCCAUGUUCGGGUACAUGACGGAGCUGGAGUACGUGGAGAUGAGGGAGGUGAAGGAGGUGGAGGCCGAAGGUCACGACAUGCUGUCGCUGCUGUUCCACUUCCUGGACGAGUGCCUGUUCCUCUUCUGCGACGACCCCUUCUUCAUCGUGCGGGUGAGGCAGGCUCCAGCACCAGCUGGGGUUCAACCUGGAGUUACUUCAUCCUCACCUCAUCACGCCUCGUCUGUAGUGACGCACUGUGGAGCCGUAAUCCACUCAUCCAUCAAUCUAUCCAUUUAUCCAUACAUUCAUCAAUCCAUCCAUCUCUACAUCCAUCAAUCCAUCCAUACAUCCAUCAGUCCAUCACCACAGCAAUCUGAGUUGAUUCCCAAACAACCUUAUUUUUUGCGAGUGGUAAAAGUGAUGUACUUUGUUAGAAUCACUGCUGUAACUGAGGUCAUCAUUCACAUCACACUUCUUAGUACAAUACAUGCCUACAGCUCUCAGUUCACAUGUCUGCUGUAUGGUGAGUAUGCACGUUACUUAGGCUUGCUACUUAUUUUUAUAAUUACUGAACUGAGCUGAUGUGUUCUGGCUGUGAAUAAUGCAUUAUAGUGCUUUAUCUUGAUAUUUCACAGUGUUGAAUAACAUUUCUUUUUUAAAGUGUCAGCAUCAAAUUAUUUUAUUCUUUCCUUAAUUCAAAUGAAACCAUGUUUUCCCGAAAUCAGCUCAAGGAAAAAUACUCGGAUGGUUUCUUGCUAUAGGUCAUGGCCAAUUCUUUCUCUGAUACCCCUGAUUUGUUAAGUUUUGUGUUAACUGCUUCUGUUGACCACGCUGUCAAUGAAAAGUUAAACAACACAUAAUGUUAUGCUUUAAAUGGUAGGAAAAACUUAUGAAAGUACGGGAAUAGAUUCUGAAAUGCGUAUGUUCCAUACAACUACUAUCAUGGCAAUCCAGUGUAGGGAUUCAGGCAACGUUGAGGAGAAACCUGAUAAUGCCACAUGCAUUAUACACCAGAUUAUGGGUCUAGGUAGAAGGUUAAUCCAUGUGAAAUAUACCAAUAAUAAAAUAAUACAUCACAGAUAUUUUAACAAAAAUUUGGAGACUUCGGAUUUGAAUUGAAAGGGGGUAGUUUAUAAUUUUAUAAUCUAACAAUAAAACCACACAAGAGCAGAUGGUAUCUUUAUAUAGGGGAAAAUGACGUAACUCAUAGACAAAAAAAAUUAAUCAUUAUGGUAGAGUUGCAAGAUGAUUUACGGCAUUCAGACUUAAAUCAAGGAUCUGCUGCCCUCCUCUCAAGAGAUUCUAGGGGAAGACUUAUUAUUUGUAGAGGUUUAGGGAUCGUCCAUUAAUCACGUGAGGCUGAAAAGGGGGGGGGGGGAGGGGGGAGGGAAAAAUCAUGAAAUAUCACAAGGUGGGAGGGGGGGUGUAGAGAGAUAUCACGUGUAUUUAUUUUUUUGUGCAGUUUCUACCAAACCGAAAAGUGACGCGUGACCUUGACUCGCCGUAGCCAGGCAACAAUAUCCCCGCCCGCCGCAACAUGAACCACCCGGCUCGGCUUGCCAGUCGCCAGUAAGACUGUGAUAUUGGCGCCGAAUACAUGCGUAAAUCACAUAUAAGCCUUUCCUUUAUUAUUUUUAUACCAGUGAGAAUAAACCUGCAACCUUAAUGUGUGUCUGGACAUUUUUAUCACUGUGCUUCAUUUUCCAGAAUUAAAUUAGAUCAUACCUAUAUUUAAAGAUAAUAUUCUGAAAUUUUUAAAAAUACCAAAAGUACCAAAAAAAUACACGUGAAACCUCACCACA
Molecule: messenger RNA, 2001 nt
Organism: Bacillus rossius redtenbacheri
Lineage: Eukaryota; Metazoa; Arthropoda; Insecta; Phasmatodea; Bacillidae
Gene: Archease
Product: protein archease-like
Exons: 3
Coding region: 86-781 (231 amino acids)
Biological process (GO): tRNA splicing, via endonucleolytic cleavage and ligation
Cellular component (GO): tRNA-splicing ligase complex
Source: RefSeq, a predicted model, not a curated record